Messenger RNA from Solea senegalensis (Senegalese sole), 4238 nucleotides. Its product is annotated as metabotropic glutamate receptor 7-like. The record is from RefSeq and is a predicted model, not a curated record. Gene Ontology annotation, biological process: regulation of synaptic transmission, glutamatergic; G protein-coupled glutamate receptor signaling pathway. Lineage: Eukaryota; Metazoa; Chordata; Actinopteri; Pleuronectiformes; Soleidae. Gene Ontology annotation, cellular component: membrane. Gene Ontology annotation, molecular function: group III metabotropic glutamate receptor activity. The transcript has 10 exons. The coding region runs from base 1060 to 3783 and encodes 907 amino acids.
UUUGUUUCUUCUUCUUCUUCUUCUUCUUCUUCUCCACCUCCGUCUCUUGUUGAGCUCGUGUCUGAAGACACAACUUCCUGAAAAAUCGUGCCUGCAAGAAGUGAUGCUACUUUUCUUUUUUUUCUCCCCCCCCUCCCUCCACAACCAAGUGAGUGACGUCUCGCGAAGGAAAAGGGGGCUAAAAAAAAACUCGGCGCGCGGUGAAUCCCUCUCGCUGUGACUCAUUCAUUUUGUAUAAACGCGAACCGGUUGCGGUGACGGAAUAGAGAAGCCCCAUCUGACGGCUUUCAUUAGCUGGAUUCUCUCCUGCCUCCUGCACAGUGAAGGCACGUUAGAGCUCACAGACGCGGGUUUUUUUUUUAUCCCCCCCUUGAUUUUUUUUUUUCCUUUCUAUCCUUCAUCCUUCCACUGUGGAGAUGAUACGCACCACGGAGACACGGACACCACAGCCGUUCCUGUCCCUGCGCUCCCGUGGAGUUGGACUCGCAGAGGAGGAUGUCUCCCACUUCAGCCGGUCCUAACGUUUAAGUAUUUGGAUUUAUUGAAUUCAAAUUCCCUGCGUGUUAUUCGAUUAACUAGAAGAAUCUGUCAGUUUUCAGGAGAGGCUCUCUGUCUCUCUCUCUCUCUCUGUGUCUCAUCGCGCUUUGGAUUUUUGGAUAAAUUAGGCCACUUCAUCUGCAGCAGGUGCUUAUUUGUGUGUGCGUCUUUUUCCUUUUAUCUGCAUUUAUUUUUUGGUUUCUCAUGGAUUUCGGCUUCAUUUCUGCAAAGUGACUGAAUCAGUGUUCAACAAGCUGCUGGCAGCAGCGGCGGCAGCAGCAGCAGGAGGAGCAGUAGUCGGGAGAUGGGCGCAGUUUGCCUGAGCCAUCAUCCACCAUCAUCACCACCACCACACCACUGUCUCCUUUCUUCUUCUUCUUCUUCUUCUCCUUCUUCUCCUUCUCAGCUUGCUCUGUCUCCUCCGUGGUGACAAAGAAUGGAUUCUCAUUAACUAAGUUGUCUCUGCCUUGUCUUGGUUUCUUAUCAUUAACUGUCAAUAAUCCUCGGUACAAACUUCCCGUCAUGGCUCGUCCCGGGCUGCUCGGCUGUUUAUGGCGAGCUCUGUGGAUCAUGAGGACGGUGGUGGAUCGUGCGGCGCUGCCUCAGGAGACUUACGCGCCUCAUUCCAUUCGGACUGAGGGACACCUGACCCUCGGCGGACUUUUCCCGGUGCACUCGAGAGGGGUGGACGGCGCGCCGUGCGGGGACCUGAAGAAGGAGAACGGCAUCCAGAGGCUGGAAGCCAUGAUGUACGCGUUGGACCAGAUCAACCAGGACGAACAACUCUUGCCCAACAUCACGUUGGGCGCGCGGGUGCUGGACACUUGCUCGAGGGAUACUUACGCGCUGGAGCAGUCGCUGACUUUCGUGCAAGCGCUGAUCACGAAGGACACCUCCGACGUGAGGUGCACCAACGGGGAGCCGCCGGUGUUUGUCAAGCCCGAAAAAGUGGUGGGAGUCAUCGGAGCCUCGGCAAGUUCAGUAUCGAUCAUGGUCGCCAACAUCCUACGCCUCUUUCAGAUCCCGCAGAUCAGCUACGCGUCAACAGCUCCGGAGUUGAGCGACGACCGCCGCUAUGACUUCUUCUCGCGGGUGGUUCCUCCGGACUCCUUCCAGGCCCAGGCUAUGGUGGACAUCAUCCGAGCGAUGGGCUGGUCGUACGUCUCCACCAUCGCCUCAGAGGGCAGCUACGGAGAAAAGGGGAUCGAGGCUUUUACGCAACUCUCCAAAGAAGCAGGUGGAAUCUGCAUCGCCCAGUCUUUGAAAAUUCCACACAACCCCAAGCUGGAGGAUUACGACAAAGCCAUCCAACAACUGCUGGAAACGCAGCACUCGCGGGCAGUCGUCAUCUUCGCCAGUGAGGAAGACAUACGGGGAGUUCUCAAUGCCACCAAGAGGGCCAAUCAGGUGGGCCAUUUCCUCUGGAUUGGAUCUGACAGCUGGGGGGCCAAGAGCAGUGCGAUCCACCAGCUCGAAGACGUAGCAGUGGGAGCCAUCACUAUUCUGCCAAAACGCUCCUCCAUCAAAGGGUUUGACGAAUACUUUACUGCGCUCACCCUCGAGAACAAUCGCAGGAACGUUUGGUUUGCCGAGUUUUGGGAGGAAAACUUUGACUGCCGGCUCCUCAGCUCCUCCAAGAGAGAGGACACCAGCCGUAAAUGCACAGGCCAGGAGCGCAUUGGGAUCAACUCCAAGUAUGAGCAGGAAGGGAAGGUGCAGUUCGUGAUUGACGCAGUGUACGCCAUGGCCCACGCUCUCCACAACAUGCACAAGGACUUGUGUCCAGAUCAUCUCGGCAUUUGUCCACAGAUGGAGUCUGCAGACGGGAAGACUCUGCUCAAGUACAUACGAAACAGCAGCUUCAACGGCAGCGCCGGCACCUCUGUCAUGUUUAACAAGAACGGUGAUGCUCCUGGACGCUAUGACCUGUUCCAGUUUCAGAUGACCAAUUCCUCCAUGCCAGAGUAUAAGGUGGUUGGACAGUGGGUGGAAUCCCUUCAGCUCAGGCUGGAGGAGCUUCAGUGGCCAGAUGGGGAGCAGGAUGUGCCCAUUUCUGUGUGCAGUCUGCCCUGUAAAACUGGAGAGAGGAAGAAGAGGGUUAAAGGCAUGCCAUGCUGCUGGCACUGCGAGCUGUGUGAUGGCUACCAGUACCAGUAUGAUGAGACUUCCUGCAGACUGUGUGCCUAUAACAUGAGGCCCAACCCUAACAGAACCUCCUGCCAGCCCAUCCCUAUUGUCAAGCUGGAGUGGCACUCUCCCUGGGCGAUAAUCCCCGUCUUCCUGGCCAUGCUUGGUAUCAUUGCCACCAUCUUUGUCAUGGCUACCUUCGUACGCUACAAUGACACACCUAUCGUGCGGGCAUCGGGCCGAGAGCUGAGCUACGUGCUGCUCACAGGCAUCUUCCUGUGUUACAUCAUCACCUUCCUCAUGAUCGGCAAGCCUGACGUGGCGGUGUGCGCCUUCAGGAGGAUCUUCCUGGGCCUGGGCAUGUGCAUCAGCUACGCCGCGCUGCUCACCAAGACCAACCGCAUCUAUCGGAUCUUUGAGCAAGGGAAGCAGACGGUGACGGCGCCGCGUUUCAUCAGCCCCACCUCCCAGAUUGCCAUCACUUCUAGUCUGAUCUGCGUGCAGCUGCUGGGCGUGCUGGUGUGGUUCGCGGUGGACCCACCAAACACCAUCAUCGACUAUGACGAGCAGAAAACCAUCAACCCCAUGCUUGCCCGCGGUGUGCUGAAGUGCGACAUCACAGACCUGCAGAUCAUUUGUUCCCUGGGCUACAGCAUCCUGCUGAUGGUCACCUGCACCAUCUAUGCCAUCAAGACCAGGGACGUACCAGAAGACUUCAACGAAGCAAAGCCCAUUGGCUUCACUAUGUACACCACAUGCAUAGUCUGGCUGGCCUUCAUCCCAAUUUUCUUUGGCACAGCGCAGUCGGCAGAGAAGCUGUACAUUCAGACGACCACCCUGACCAUCUCCAUGAACCUCAGUGCCUCGGUAGCACUGGGCAUGCUCUACAUGCCCAAGGUGUACAUCAUUAUCUUCCACCCGGAGCUGAACGUACAGAAGAGGAAGCGUAGCUUCAAGGCCGUGGUCACAGCUGCCACUAUGUCAUCGCGUCUGUCCCAGAAACCCAGCGAAAGGCCCAAUGGAGAGGCUAAGACAGAGCUGUGUGAAAACCCCACUGCUGAUCCCAUGAGUCAAGCCACCAAGAAAACCUACGUGAGUUACAACAACCUCAGGAUCUGAUCUGCUCGCAAUUCGUCCUUUAUCUGUGAUUGAAAAGAGAAAAGGGAUGAGCGGUGGAACGGAGAGACACAGUGAGGGGGAGAGAGUGUGAGCAGGCGUCCCAGCACCUGCAGUACCUAUGCACUCCAGGACUGUGGAUAGCAUCCAACCCUUCAUCCAGACAUGAUACAUGAGUCCUGGCAGAAACGAGCACAGCUGUUGGCCAGAGUUACUGGGCCUCCAGAACCAAACUGUAGUUUUUACGCUUGUCUUGUGGCCCCCUUCUCUCUGACAGAGAACAACUUGCCUGCUUAAAGGGGGGCCACUGUGAAAAAGGACAGACGUUAGAAAAGUGGAGAAAAAAAAAAAUAUUUUCGUUUGAAAUGUCAUUAAAGCCAUAUUCUCUUGCAGUUCCCAUUAUCAGAUUUCUGUUUUGUAUUGUUUGUAUGUGAUUCAUUUUUUUCCGUGCCGCUCUC